CUUAUAUAAACUGAUGGACGGGCUUUGCAAAAAGUAGUUCACUUGUAUCCUCUAUAGAGUGAAACUGAAUACAAAAUGAAGUGCGUUUUUGUGUUAUUAGUGCUUGUUUGUGCCACUUUUGGUAAAGAACAGGUAGUUUAUAAAGCCACGGGUGCUGAUCUCUUCGAUCUGAUACGAGGUAUACCGCCCAAGGGAGGUUCUUUGGAUCUGACGAAGGUCGAGGAUGCGGACCCUGCAAGCCUACCUGAUGGAAUUUAUUUUGUUCCUGAAGAUGUGUCUUUAGACGACACAGAGCCGACGAAAUUGUAUGUCACGAAAAGCAACAACAAGGCCGUUGGACCAGAGAAAAAACCUGAUUUCCCAGUCGAAGCCUGAUGAAUCAACAUUUAAUAAACGAUACUGACAUAAAUAUAUGCCUCUAAUAUUCAAAAAUAAACUGUUAUGACCACAUUGUAAA
This is a messenger RNA of Ostrinia furnacalis (Asian corn borer), 457 nucleotides long. RefSeq lists its product as uncharacterized. NCBI's taxonomy places the organism in Eukaryota, Metazoa, Arthropoda, Insecta, Lepidoptera, Crambidae. Bases 76 to 375 code for a protein of 99 amino acids. The record is from RefSeq and is a predicted model, not a curated record. The transcript is spliced from 2 exons.